AUGGCAACGAAGGAGGGGAAGUCAAAUAAGUUGAGCUUCCAGCUCAAGACGCCCAAGGGCACGAGGGAUUGGAUUGGUGUUGAUAUGAUCCUACGUGAAUCGAUCUUCAGCGCCAUCAGCGAAGUGUUCAAACGCCACGGCGGUACCCAACUCGAUACCCCGGUUUUCGAACUCAAGGAGAUCCUGGCGGGCAAGUAUGGCGAGGACUCUCGUCUGAUUUAUGAUCUUGCCGACCAAGGUGGAGAGGACAGUGCGCUUAGAUAUGAUUUGACGGUGCCGCUUGCGCGGUGGCUUGCAAUGAACUCUUCGGUUCAGCACAUUAAACGAUAUCAGAUUGCCAAGGUGUAUCGACGAGAUCAACCGGCAGUUGCAAAGGGGCGGAUGCGCGAGUUCUACCAGUGUGACUUCGAUAUCGCCGGUUCUUACGACGCUAUGAUUCCCGAUGCCGAGAUCCUGAGAAUAGUGGUGGAGGUCUUUGAAGCGCUUGGGAUGCAGGAUUAUAUCACGAUUAAGCUCAACCACCGGAAGAUCCUGGACGGAUUAUUUGGGGCCUGUGGGGUUCCCGAAGAUAAAAUUCGUUCGAUAAGCUCGGCAGUUGACAAACUUGACAAGCUUCCAUGGGACCAAGUCAAACUUGAGAUGGAAGAGAAAGGACUGGCAUCUGAAGUUGCGGAUAAGGUUGGAGAAUACGUGAAGUUGAGCGGUGGCCGUGAAAUUUUGGACGCCAUCAAGGCCGACGAGCUUCUUUCCGCAAAUGAGAAUGUUAAGAAGGGCGCCGAGGAUAUGGAGCUUCUAUUCAAGUAUCUCGAGGCUUUCGACGUACUAGACAAGGUCUCUUUUGAUCUUUCCCUUGCCCGAGGCUUGGAUUACUACACUGGUCUGAUUUACGAGGUUGUUACACCUCUUUCCUCCCCAGAAGGAUUCGCCAAGUCCCAGAAGAAGUCCUCUAAGUCAAACGGCGAUGAUCCUAACGUCGGUGUGGGCAGUAUUGCUGCAGGUGGACGCUACGAUGACCUGGUCAACAUGUUCAGCAAGAAGCGUCAGAUCCCUUGUGUCGGCAUCUCAUUUGGUGUUGACCGAAUUUUUACAAUCAUGAAGCAACGACUUGAGCAGGAUGCCAAGGAAGGAAAUUCUACUGUUCGCGCCAGCGAAUCCGACGUCUUCGUCAUGGCUUUCGGUGGAAAAGGUUUUAGUGGCAUGCUCGUCGAGCGCAUGUCUGUUGCCAAUCAGCUGUGGAAGGCAGGCAUCAAGACCGAAUUUGCCCAAUCAGUCAAGCCUAGGCUACCGCAGCAAUUUAAGCUGGCUGAGGCAGGCGGCAUCCCACUUGCUGUAAUUCUCGGAGAGGACGAAUUAGCAGUUGGCAAGGUCAAGCUAAAGGAGCUUGGUUUGCCAGAAGGUCACCCAGAAAAGGACGGUUAUUUGGUCUCGAGGGAGAACCUAGUCGAAGAGGUUCAGAAGAAGCUGAACAAGACCACGCUGCCGAUUCGCUAA
Messenger RNA from Aspergillus puulaauensis, 1491 nucleotides. RefSeq names its product histidine--tRNA ligase (gene HTS1). Gene Ontology annotation, biological process: histidyl-tRNA aminoacylation; mitochondrial translation. The record is from RefSeq and is a predicted model, not a curated record. Gene Ontology annotation, molecular function: ATP binding; histidine-tRNA ligase activity. Bases 1 to 1491 code for a protein of 496 amino acids. NCBI's taxonomy places the organism in Eukaryota, Fungi, Ascomycota, Eurotiomycetes, Eurotiales, Aspergillaceae. The transcript is spliced from 5 exons. Gene Ontology annotation, cellular component: mitochondrion; cytoplasm.